This is a messenger RNA of Orycteropus afer afer, 1344 nucleotides long. RefSeq names its product asparaginyl-tRNA synthetase 2, mitochondrial (gene NARS2). Gene Ontology annotation, biological process: asparaginyl-tRNA aminoacylation. Gene Ontology annotation, molecular function: asparagine-tRNA ligase activity; ATP binding. Gene Ontology annotation, cellular component: mitochondrion. The record is from RefSeq and is a predicted model, not a curated record. Lineage: Eukaryota; Metazoa; Chordata; Mammalia; Tubulidentata; Orycteropodidae.
UCUUUCUAGGACAGUGGCUUUGUGCAUAUUCAUACGCCAAUAAUAACAUCUAAUGACUGUGAAGGGGCUGGAGAACUUUUUCAAGUUGAACCUUCAAGCAAAAUGAAGGUACCUGAGGAGAAUUUCUUCAAUGUUCCUGCUUUCUUAACUGUCUCAGGACAGCUUCAUCUAGAAGUGAUGUCAGGAGCUUUUACUCAAGUGUUUACUUUUGGUCCAACGUUCCGUGCUGAGAAUUCUCAGAGCCGGAGACAUCUGGCAGAGUUUUAUAUGGUAGAAGCAGAAAUUUCUUUUGUUGAGAGCCUUCAAGAUCUCAUGCAGGUUAUGGAGGGACUCUUCAAGACUACCACAAUGAUGGUUCUCUCAAAUUGUCCUGAAGAUGUUGAACUCUGUCACAAAUUCAUAGCUCCUGGCCAAAAGGAUAGAUUAGAACAUAUGCUGAAAAACAACUUUUUAAUCAUGUCUUACACUGAAGCUGUGGAGAUUUUAAAGCAGGCGUCCCAGAACUUCACCUUCACGCCACAGUGGGGUGCUGAUCUACACAGUGAACAUGAAAAGUACCUGGUGAAGCAUUGUGGCAACAUACCAGUCUUUGUCAUUAAUUACCCAUUAGUGCUCAAGCCCUUCUACAUGAGAGAUAAUGAAGACAGCCCUCAGCACACAGUUGCUGCUGUUGAUCUUCUGGUCCCUGGAGUUGGGGAGCUCUUUGGAGGAGGCCUCAGAGAAGAACGGUUCCAUUUCUUGGAACAGCAGCUGGCCAGAUCAAGACUUACAGAAGCCUACCAAUGGUAUCUGGACCUUCGUCGAUUUGGAACUGUGCCACAUGGAGGUUUUGGGAUGGGAUUCGAACGCUACCUGCAGUGCAUCUUGGGAGUUGACAAUAUCAAAGAUGUCAUCCCUUUUCCAAGGUUUACUCAUUCGUGUCUUUUAUAGCUGGAAGAUUGGUUAAGCACAGUCACCCUGUCGCAGAGGUGCUACACAUGAAUAUGCAUGCAGGAUACUGCAUGUCUGGAUUUUAGAAAUGCAGAAGUUUUCAAUGUAUAAUUGUCUUGCCAUGGAGUGUAGCAUAUGAAAAAUAAAAAUGAUCAUGAUUUUCUUAGAAUGUUGAAGGCACUUCAUGGACAAAUCAGCUCCUUCAAGAAGAGGUACUUAGAGCAAGUAGAAUCUCUAAUCUGUUACCUCAAUUAAGAAGAAAUGAAGAAAUUGAACUACAUGGUCUCAGAGGUCCUUUCAAACUCUGAGACAGGAUGAGAUAGUGUGUUUUAUUUUGUUUUUAAUCAUUAGAUCAUUGCCCUUGUGUAACCUUUGAUAAACAGCUAGUGGCUAAAAAUAAAAUGUUGGAUCUUU